CUGUAAGCAUCCUUCCUCUGUGCAGCAGACGCCUGAAACCAGGCCCUCUUCUGGCUUUCCUUGCCCUUCUUCCCUUUUCUUCUUGUAUCAGAGGGGUGUAUGGAGGCAGGUGGGAGCGUUGCUUUAGGAGGACAGUGAAUGCUGUGGAGUAGAGGGGGACGAGAAGGUGAGAGUGGCUCUGGGAGAAGACAGCAGCAGGCAGCGAGCAGCUUCCCUCCACAGCUUGGGGGUGCUCCAUGUUCAGUCCGUGCUCAAUUGACCAUCCAAGCUUGUGUCUCCUUGCAGGAAUGGAUAACCAGACAGUGCUGGCUGUGCAGUCCUUGCUGGAUGGUCAAGGAGGUGUGACAGAUCCAUCUGCUCAAAAUGUCAACUCCUCUGCUGCCAUCCAGUCCAUGGAUGAUGAAGACGUGUUCCUCUGCGGGAAGUGUAAGAAGCAGUUCAACUCGCUGCCUGCCUUCAUGACCCACAAGAGAGAGCAGUGCCAGGGCAAUGCCCCUUCCCUCUCCACCGUCUCGCUGGCCACCAACAGCGUGUACACCCCGUCCAUCACGUCGGUGCAGCAGGCUCCGGGCGCCAGCCGGCAGCAAAUUUCUACGUACAUCACCGUUCCCCCAUCCCCUUUGAUCCAGACGCUGGUGCAGGGGAACAUCUUGGUCAGCGAUGAGGUGCUCAUGUCGGCCAUGUCUGCGUUCACAUCCUUGGACCAGCCCAUGCCGGCGGUGCAGCCCCCGGCGCAGAGCAGCCUGAGUAUGCACACCGGGGCUGGCUACCUGUCCCAGCCGCCUCCCCCGCCACCGCCACCACCACCUCCACCUCCUCAGCCUCCACCUCCUCCCCCCCCGAGCCUGGGGGCUCCGGGGCCGCCCGGCGCCGGCGGCAGCGGCGUGGUGGAGGUGUACAGUGCCCCGGCUCCUAUGGCACCAACCAGCGCGGUGGAGAUCCAGAGCCUGGGCAUGCAGCCCUACCCGCCCAUGGAGGUACCCAGCCAGUGUGUGGACAGUCCUGUGUACCCCUCUCCUCCUGUGUACAGCCCUGGGAAGCAGGGGUUCAAGCCCAAGAGCACCAGCACUCCCAGCCCUCUGGCCAGCGCAGGAGGAGGCAGCGUGGUUGGCUUUGAUUCCACCUCCGCGGCCAAAAGCCAGCGCUGCAAAAGCGAGGUUGGGCUGCAGGAAGGCAAGCCCAAGUCCCCCAAGCUGAAAUGCACUUACUGUGACAAGGCCUUUACCAAGAACUUCGACCUGCAGCAGCACAUCAGGAGCCACACAGGUGAGAAGCCCUUCCAGUGCAUCGUGUGUGGCCGAGCCUUUGCCCAGAAGUCCAACGUGAAGAAGCACAUGCAAACCCACAAAGUGUGGCCUCCAGGCCUGGGCUGCACCAUCUCCCGCAACUCCAUCACGGUGCAGGUCAUGGCCUUGAAUCCCAACCAGCCAGAGGACGAGGAGAACACAGGUCUGACUCAGCCCUCGAGGAACCCUCCACCACCACCCCAAGACAUGAGCCCCCUGGACGAGAGCGAGGGGGGCAAACUGGAGGCCAAGCAGGUUGUGUUGAUCGACAGCUCUUACCAGUGCCAGUUCUGCCCCAACAAAUUCAACACCUAUUUCCAGCUCAAAUCACACAUGACACAGCACAAGAAUGAGCAGGUGUACAAAUGUGUGGUGAAGACCUGUGCUCAGACCUUCCAGAAGCUGGAGUCCUUCCUUGAGCACAUCAAGAGCCACCAGGAGGAGCUGAGUUACCGCUGCCACCUCUGCAGCAAGGACUUCCCCUCCCUGUACGAGCUGGGUGUGCACCAGUACUCCCACAGCCUCCUGCCCCAGCACAGCCCCAAGAAGGACGUGGCCGUGUACAAAUGUGUCAAGUGUGUAAAUAAGUACUCGACCCCGGAGGCGCUGGAGCACCAUCUGCAGACAGCGACGCACAACUUCCCCUGCCCUCACUGCCAGAAGGUGUUCCCCUGCGAGAGGUACCUGCGGCGCCACAUCCCCACGCACGGCGGUGGCAGCAAGUUCAAGUGCCAGAUCUGUAAGAAGUUCUUCCGCCGGGAGCACUACCUCAAGCUGCACGCUCACAUCCACUCGGGUGAAAAGCCCUUCAAGUGCUCAGUGUGUGAUGCAGCUUUCAACCGGAAAGACAAGCUCAAGCGACACAUGCUGAUCCAUGAGCCUUUCAAGAAAUACAAAUGUCCCUUCUCAAGCCACACGGGCUGCAAUAAGGAGUUCAACAGGCCUGACAAGCUGAAGGCUCACAUACUGUCCCAUUCGGGGAUGAAGAUCCACAAGUGCCAGUACUGUAACAAGUCCUUCAGCCGCCGAGCCCACAUGAUGGAGCAUCAGCGCUCGCACACCGGCAACUACAAAUACCGCUGCCCUACCUGCAGCAAGGGCUUCACGCGCCACAAGUACAUGAAGGACCACAAGUGCCGCCUGGGCUCGCCCAAGGACAAGGACCUGCAGCUCAGGAAGCCCCAGAAGAAGCGGGUGGCCCGGGGGUGCAAGGCAGGCCUGUCCCUCCCCACCCCGCUGGGGCUGGCAGAGCUGAAGGAGGGGGCUGCUGGCGAAAGCCUCCCUGAGGGUGGCCCGAACAAAGAACCCUUCCAGGAGUCAGACGCUGUCCUGUCCAUUGUGGUUGGGGGGUCAGGAGCUGCUGACUCAGACCUCGUUGUUCCUGGGCAGCCCAACAGCAUCACAUCCAAUUUGGCCCUAGCAGAACUGCAGGCUGCCUCGGACGGCCCCUGCACCAUGCUGGCUGUCCCCGUGUACAUCCAGACAACAGAGUGACGGUGCACAGAGCCACUGUGUGGCUGAGGGCUGCUGCUGAGGCUGUCACACUUGGUGCUGAAAUUUAUCCCAGUCAAAAAGACCAAAGCUCUUGUGGGGAGGUAGAUGGGCCCGGGAGAGAAGAGCUUUCCUCUCCGCUUGUUCUUCCCAUCCUUGGGUAGAGGGCUGCUUGGAAGCCACCGAUGGCUACAAGGCACUGAAGAGAAUGGCUCCAUUAUUUCUUGUCCAUCUGCGUCAGCUUAGGGCGAGAAAGACCAAGAUCCCUGAAUCAGGGUAAGAAGGAGCAUGCAAACGUGCACCAAACAAACAGAGCUGCUGAAAGGGGGUGGCUUUGCAAAUCACAGCCUGUCCCAUCUGUGGUUUUUCUGGCCUAACAGUUUUAUUGCCCAGUAUUUGGGUGGCCUUUCCAAGAGCAAACUAUUGAUCCUUCCUAAUGGAAGCAAGUUCAUCUUGAGAUCCUUUGGGAACACUGUUCAGAAAUACCCUGACAGACUUAUCUCUGGUAUCUUUCUCCUCUCUGUCUCUAUCAGUAGAGAGAUGACCUUGUCUGUACAUGUGUUAUAAACACCAUGGACCUCA
Molecule: messenger RNA, 3359 nt
Organism: Strigops habroptila (Kakapo)
Lineage: Eukaryota; Metazoa; Chordata; Aves; Psittaciformes; Psittacidae
Gene: ZNF341
Product: zinc finger protein 341
Exons: 14
Coding region: 237-2780 (847 amino acids)
Source: RefSeq, a predicted model, not a curated record